AUGAUCAAACCCGAAGAAAGAUUCUUCAGCGAUGGUGGGGGUUACUUUGGCGCGGCAGAAAACCCCAAUACCGAAGCUUUUCUGAACGUCUGGGAUUGGGAUCAACUGCGCAUGGUUAAGCUCAAAGGGACCGCUAAGAUCUUCCCACCUGAUGAGGGCCACGAGAUACAAAUUUUGGCGCAAUUCGCCGACUACCUAUCUCCGGAAGUUCGCGCAGUUACCCUUGACGAUGACGGGCUCAUUACUGGAGUCUCCACAGAUCCGGACGAGGAUGAAACUAUCUUUGUCCCAUAUUUUCCCUUCGCGACGGUCCCAUCGCUCGCCGAUUGCCGUAUAAUCCAGUACUCCAAACUUCAAGAGCUCGAUCGGUUAGGACCAGGUGUUGAUCUCUCAUCCUACAAAGAUGAAUCCGGGAAUCCUCAAACAGUUGCCUUCGAAUUCAAUUCCUGGUGGAAGCCUGUGAGAAUGCAGAUGGCCUGGGAUGAACUACACCUUCUGAAAAGCCUCCCUCCGCAUCCCAAUCUACUACGACUUGAUCGCGUUGUCCUCGAAGAUGUGGAGUCUCGUGUGAUUGGAUUUACAACAAAGUACAUCCCAGGUGGAACUCUCGACAUUCAAAAUAUUCCUUUCCGAUUCGAGUGGCUACAACAACUUACCCAAGUUGUGGAUUUUCUCAACCUGGAACUAGGAAUUAUGCAUCAAGACAUUGCACUCCGAAAUCUGCUUAUCGAUCCAGACACACACAAGCUCGUUCUCUUCGACUUUAACUUCGCUGCACGCGGAAAGGAUAGGUUGAUAGACGGUCGGGACGACGUGUCUGGCGUUGUAUUCGCACUAUACGAGCUCAUCACGAACGAUACACACUUCACGAGCAUCCCCUCCGUGGGAUCGAAAUAUAGACAUGAUCCGAUGGGGGAUAUGGAACGAUAUCUCAAUGCACCGAACCAGCUUACAUGGCCGGACUUACCAACGCCGCUCGAAUACAAUGUCCCCUACGAAGUAGGAAAAACCUUGGAUGGAGAGCCUAAUCUGGUAACGGGCGUGCGGACGCGACGUGUUGCAAUGGAGCUGGGGCAGUAUUGCUUUCACUGGGAGAGGCCACGGCAGAGCAGGCUGUUGAAGAAGAUGAAGGAGGCUGAAAAUUCUAUGUAGUAAUCGAUGUAUAAAGGACAGCUUUCAAUUACACCAAUCCAAGG
This is a messenger RNA of Mollisia scopiformis, 1196 nucleotides long. RefSeq lists its product as uncharacterized. The coding region runs from base 1 to 1152 and encodes 383 amino acids. The record is from RefSeq and is a predicted model, not a curated record. Lineage: Eukaryota; Fungi; Ascomycota; Leotiomycetes; Helotiales; Mollisiaceae. Gene Ontology annotation, biological process: protein phosphorylation. The transcript is spliced from 2 exons. Gene Ontology annotation, molecular function: protein kinase activity; ATP binding.